AUGUCAAGCGAUAGUCAUUUUCAAUGUCAAAAGUGUGAUUCACCAUUGAAAUUGGAUAAAAGUUUGCAAAAUUUAAACAAUUCUCAAUUGAAAUUACUAGUCAACACCAGAAAGAAUAAGUUAUUUGAGAAGGCAAAUUCACAAAUUUUAGAAGAUUUAAACCCAGAAGAUUAUAUCCCACAGGAUAGACUAGAGAUGUAUGAACAAAUAAGUGAUCAAGAGCCAAUGAAUCGCCGUAAUUAUUUUGAAAGUGAAGAUGAUGAAGAUGAAGAGGAUGAAGGGGAUUACAAUGAUUCUGGCUUUAGUUCAGAAUCAAAUUCAUAUCUAGUACUUAAUGAAUCUGAUGAAUUUGAAGACACAAGUAAAAGUUCAGGUAAUAACACCAAAUCUGAAAGUCAAAGUAUCGAUGAAGAAAGAGAUUUUAGGAUGUCAAAUAGAAUAAAGACGUUGAGUACAAUAUUUUCAAUAUUGUCAAAUAAUCAAGAUAUAAAUCACCCAUUAUCAGAAGACUGUGCUAAUUUACUUAUUGAGAAUUAUAAAUUGAAAUUUGAUCAAAGUCAAAAGGAGAAAGAUAAUUAUUUAUUGUUUCUUAAAAAGUUAAAAGAUAAAGACAGUCAGUUGAAUUUAUACGUCCGAGAAAAUGACCAAACAGAAGGGGAAGAAGAAAACAAAGUUAAUCCAGAUUUACUACAUCAAGAUUUGGACCAAAAAUUAGCUGAAUCUAUUCAAGAGUUUCAAAAAUUGAGUACUUUGGAAAUGAAAAGUUUAAAAGAAUUGAAAUUUUUAGAAAAUCAGAAACUUGAAUUGGAGAGCCAACUAAAUGACUACGAGAAACAAUUGGAUCAUCUUCGAAAGAAUGGAUUGAAUGAUAUUUUGAAGUUGAAAAAUAAGCUACAAAUAGAACUUAAUGAAAAGAACAAGAGGUUGGAACAAUCAAAGGCAGCUUAUGAUGUACAAUUGGAUCACAUUGAUAAGCUAAGAAAUCUUAACAUUUACAAUCGAAUUUUCCACAUUUCCUGUGAUAGCCAAGACAAAUUUGCUACGAUUAAUGGAUUUCGUAUUGGUCAUAAAAUCAUAUGGCCAGAAGUAAAUGCAGCUUUGGGUCAAAUUGUAUUAUUGUUGGUGUUUCUUGUCAAACGUUUGGAAUUAAAUUUGCAAUCCUAUAAGUUGGUGCCAUUAGGAUCACAAUCUCAGAUUAUCAAAUUUAAUAAUCAAACAAAUGAAGAUGGUUCAAGUAAAUUAAAGACUGUUCUUAAUUUAUAUUCAUCAGAUGAAUUUUCCUUGGGUAAAUUGUUUAACUUUAAUAAGUUGGAUAUUGCAUUAAUUGCCUUAUUGGAUAUUGUUGCUAUUAUUGAGAAGAAAUUAUUAUUGAUUGAUCCAGAAAUUGUCCUACCUUAUAAAAUUCAAAAGGAUACCAUCGGUGGGAAAAGUAUCCGAGUUACAUCUAAUUCCGAUUGGACUUCUAGUUGCAAAUUUUUGUUAACUAACUUGAACUGGAUUCUAACAUUUGUAAGUGUACAUACUUCUGUCGAUGAUGAUGUAUAA
Candida tropicalis MYA-3404 is the source of this 1545-nucleotide messenger RNA. Its product is annotated as beclin 1. The transcript has a single exon. Gene Ontology annotation, cellular component: phosphatidylinositol 3-kinase complex, class III, type II; phagophore assembly site; phosphatidylinositol 3-kinase complex, class III, type I. Lineage: Eukaryota; Fungi; Ascomycota; Pichiomycetes; Serinales; Debaryomycetaceae. Gene Ontology annotation, biological process: cellular response to nitrogen starvation; autophagy; autophagosome assembly. The record is from RefSeq and is a predicted model, not a curated record. Bases 1 to 1545 code for a protein of 514 amino acids.